AUGUCCAACGAAAAUUUGAGCACAUUAAUCGAUGGUUUCAACAAACUGAAUUUUUCAGAUUGUCAAAAAUUGGCAGAUACGGACGAUCCAGAUGGAAUGCACUACUUGCUUAGAUAUUAUUACGAUAAAAUGAGUAUUAAAGAAAAGAAGGUCAAUAGAGUAUUAAUAGAAAAUAAUACUCAAUAG
Messenger RNA from Dentiscutata heterogama, 186 nucleotides. The record is from the annotation of a GenBank genome assembly. NCBI's taxonomy places the organism in Eukaryota, Fungi, Glomeromycota, Glomeromycetes, Diversisporales, Gigasporaceae.